Neoarius graeffei (lesser salmon catfish) is the source of this 774-nucleotide messenger RNA. Its product is annotated as gamma-glutamylaminecyclotransferase-like. Bases 141 to 668 code for a protein of 175 amino acids. Gene Ontology annotation, molecular function: gamma-glutamylaminecyclotransferase activity. NCBI's taxonomy places the organism in Eukaryota, Metazoa, Chordata, Actinopteri, Siluriformes, Ariidae. The transcript is spliced from 3 exons. The record is from RefSeq and is a predicted model, not a curated record.
AAGUAUUUUUUGCAACUCCAAGGGUAGCUGCAGGCUUAUUAUAACCUGUGCGGAACCAUUUUGCCAUUUUCCCCAAGUACUUUCAGAAAAUCAGGAUUUCUUUAACUUUAAUUUCAGGACUUUUACUCUUGGAUGCUUGGAUGCACAGGUUAAUUCCUAUAAUUCUGGGGGUGCUUAGCUUUCUGAAACCAGCUACUCAGAUGGCAUAUGUUUUCAUGUAUGGCACUCUUAAAAUGGGCCAGCCCAACUGCAACAUAAUGCUGGACACCACCAAAGGCACUGCCAAGUUCCUUGGUCGUGCUUGCACUGUUGAUAAAUACCCCCUGGUGAUAGCAGGCAAGUACAAUAUCCCUUUCCUCCUCAAUGUGCCUAAAGAGGGACAACGUGUCCAGGGGGAACUCUACAGUGUGGAUGACCAAAUGCUGAAGUUCCUUGAUUGGUUUGAAAAGUGUCCACAUAUGUAUCAGCGAACAAAGAUCCUGCUUGAGGUUGAGGAGUGGGUUGGAGAGGGAACAUCUCAAGUGGGCAAGACUAUUGAUGCCUUUGUGUACAGUACGACCACUUACGAACCUGAGUGGCUCCAGUAUCCUACCUUCAAUAGCUAUGAUGCAUAUGGGGACCAUGGUCUGCAGUAUGUGUCUCGUGAAGCCAGAGAAUCUGCUGACUAACUUUGACUGACCAGUUCCUCUGCAGGGAUCCACACAGCCAUGCACACAGAUUUCAGAGUGACAGUUCAUUCCAUUCUGUUUUGGAAAAUAAAGAUUUUGAAUACCA